AUGGACAGCCCUGAUGGCGCCGGUGGUGAAGGCAAGAAGAAAAAAAGUUCUAGACCUUUGUUUCUAAAUCGAGAUAUCGUUAUCAAGCGAUUGCAUCACAGACAACAGAGCAGAAAGGACAGUCCCAUGGUUCUCCUCAAGGACAUUUUCGAGGAGACUCCUGACAAAGAUCGCUUUGUCGGGGAUGUGAUGUUCUGGAAGUUCUUCGAAGAUAUCGAUGCGACCCGAAUAUAUCACACAAACUCAGUGGAGUACAGGAACUUGAAGGUCAUGUUCUUUGAAACGCUGUUUUAUCUGGUCCUGCUGGCCUCCGUGACACUGUAUGCGUACAACCUGCAGUCGCAGGAUGUUUUCGAGAGUCGAAUCGAGCAGCUCGACUACUGGAGUGGUUGCGACACAGAUGGCAACUGCAGAAUCCAGAAGGUUGAGAACAUUCAGAGUUUCUGGUCUUGGAUGCAGGAAGAGCUCUUGCCUUUGGCAUACACCGAUGAUGUCGGUGCACCCAUCGUUGCGCAGAUAGACACAGUGUUUCCGAACAGCCAGUUUCCGCUGAAGUGGAGCCCGCGCUACUUGAGUGACACACGCAGCACAGUUCUUCUUGGUGCUUUGCGCAUGCGCCAGCUGCGAGUCCAGCCCAAUACGGGUUGCAGUGUGACUGCUCUCGUGAAGCACGUCUAUGCUGAUUGCUAUUCUACAUAUGAUGAGACGCGUGAGAGUCAAGCUGCAUACGACCCGCGUUUCGCGCCAACAUACCUCAUCAAGGCCUACCAGUGGCGCCCUGUGGAAGAGACGCAGCAGAUUGCCAUCCGAGGAGCUGCAGCAACUUACUCUGGCUCGGGCUUUUUCAUCGAUCUGCCAGCCAACAAGUCGCAUGCGCUGAGCAUGCUCCAUGAUUUGCAGACAUGGAGAUGGUGUGAUCGGAUGACCAGGGCGGUUUCGAUUGAAUUGACGACGAUGAGCACGAAUGUGAACGUCAUAGUCAACACAGUCAUCCUCUUUGAGUUCACUCCCAACGGAGCUGUGACUGGAACUGUCACAAGCACGGCCAUGCGGACAUUCUUCUUCACGCCGUCCGUGCAGGGCUCUAACUUGGUGGCUUUCCUUCUCAUGAUCUGGCUCGGCUUGGUCUUUCUGAUCUUCACGAUCUAUUCCUUCUGGUUGAUGUAUAAGACAUGUUUCAAUUUCUUAGGGCAAAAUCCACUGGGCUAUCUGCAGCGCUCUGGCUGGGCCGCAAGGCUCGCCUUUCCAUUCCGGACCUUUUAUCAGUUCUUCCGAUAUGGUUGGAAUUGUGCAGACAUGGUGAUCCUUGGAUCCUUCUAUGUUCACCUGAGCUACCGUAUCGGAGCUUAUGUGGCAGUAAGCAACAACCCUGUGCUGCAACCGGAUGUUGUGGGACAUCCAGAGAUUUUCAUGCCUUUCGGGCAAUUAAUGGAGCCGCUGGUGCUCGGCAACAACCUUCUGGCCCUUUUGUCCAUCACUUGUUGGGUCAAACUGUUCAAGUAUCUUUGCAUGAGCAGCUACUUUCGGUUGUUGGUGAGAAUCCUGGAGGCAUGUGCGAGCAG
Molecule: messenger RNA, 1562 nt
Organism: Symbiodinium necroappetens
Lineage: Eukaryota; Dinophyceae; Suessiales; Symbiodiniaceae
Source: the annotation of a GenBank genome assembly